Molecule: messenger RNA, 1282 nt
Organism: Solanum stenotomum
Lineage: Eukaryota; Viridiplantae; Streptophyta; Magnoliopsida; Solanales; Solanaceae
Exons: 5
Coding region: 1-894 (297 amino acids)
Molecular function (GO): protein binding
Source: RefSeq, a predicted model, not a curated record
AUGGAAAAUAUUACAAAUUCAUUACCAAGACGUUACUUGUGGAAGAUUGAAUCAUUUUCGUUGCUCUCAGAAAAUGGUACUUCAAAGUAUGAAUCAAAUGAGUUCGAAUCCGGUGGCUUCAAUUGGAAAAUGAUCAUUUAUCCUGAUGGAGAUGGAGAUGGAGCAGGCCAUAUAUCUGUAUACUUGGCCAUUAUUGGGAAAAGUUCCCUACAUGCUGUUUGGGAGGUGAAUGUCUCAUUUAGCUUCUUGAUAUUCGAUCAAAUUCACAACAACUAUAAUGUAAUGAAAGGAAUGGAGAGGCAUUUUCGCAAUAUCAAGACUGAAUGGGGCUUUUCGAAAUGUAUCUCUCAUAAAACAUUCAAAGAUCCCUGUAAUGGGUACCUUGUUAAUGACAAAUGUGUCGUUGGAGUUGACGUAUAUGUCAUCAAGAACCAGGGAAUAGGUGAAUGUAUGUCCUUAUUGAAAGGCACCAAGGUUUAUAAGCACAACUGGAAGAUUACUAAGUUCACAAAAUUGAAGAAAAAAGUGUACUAUUCUGAAGAGUUUAUUGUUGAUGGUUAUAAAUGGAAACUUUCGUUAUAUCCUACAGGUGACAACCGACAAAAUGGUAAGAACAUCUCCGUCUUUCUUGAAUCAGUUGAUGCUAAAGGAUUUAAUCGCCAAAAAAGAGUCCAGGCAAAAUUUAGCAUUUCUCUCAAAAACCAGAUUGGUGGUGAACAUCACAACAAGAGUGGUAGUUCAAAUUGGUAUUCAGCUGCUACAAAGGGUUGGGGCUGGUCAUCAUUUAUGCCAUGUUGUGAAUUCAAUGAUCCUAAAAAGGGCUUUCUUAUUGAAGACUGUUGCAUUUUGGAAGCUGAUGUUUCUGUUGUUGGUGUUGUUAAUUCUUUAACUUAAAAAUCUUUGGAUUAAGACUUUAAUGGGCUAGAAUUCUUGAACUAUGUUCUUUAAUUUUGCUUCAUACAUCUCUCUGUUUCCUUUGGCUACACUGAAUUGAGAUCUUGCCAUUUAAACUUUGAUCAUUUUACUGGUGCCAUUAAUUGAUUUGUUGACUUGUUUAAGCUGUGCAACAUAUACUAUGAGUUCAGCCAAAGCACUUGAUCUUAUGAGGUGAUCGGGCAGUCACAGCCCAAAGAGAGUGUUAUGCUCUGCGCGAUCACCUCUAGCUCGUGCAUAAGUGCUGCAUGCCUGUCUUCCUUGUGAGAAAUAUCACUGACCUGUCUAGCCCGUCUUGCGCGAUUGCACCAAAACUGUAUGAUAGUGCAGGCCUUUCCUUCUUGUGAAC